Molecule: messenger RNA, 516 nt
Organism: Lasiosphaeria miniovina
Lineage: Eukaryota; Fungi; Ascomycota; Sordariomycetes; Sordariales; Lasiosphaeriaceae
Product: Skp1 family, dimerization domain-containing protein
Exons: 3
Coding region: 1-516 (171 amino acids)
Biological process (GO): SCF-dependent proteasomal ubiquitin-dependent protein catabolic process; mitotic cell cycle
Cellular component (GO): nucleus; cytoplasm
Molecular function (GO): cullin family protein binding
Source: RefSeq, a predicted model, not a curated record
AUGUCGGACAGCAAGGGCAAGGCCUCCCAGAAGGUGACACUGGCGAGCAACGAUGGGUCGCAUAUCGAAGUUGACCGCGUCGUUGCCGAGCGUUCUAUGCUCAUCAAGAACUUGAUUGAGGAUCUUGGCGACGAUGCCAUUGCCACGGCGCCAAUCCCCAUCCCUAACGUCAACGACCCGGUCCUCCGCAAGGUUGUCGAGUGGUGCGACCACCAUCGCGGCGACUCUCUCCAGUCGAACGAGGAGGAGAACGACAACCGCAAGAAGACCACCGACAUCGAGGAGUGGGAUCAAAAGUUUAUGCAGGUUGAUCAGGAAAUGCUAUUCGAGAUCAUUCUAGCCGCGAAUUUCCUCGACAUCAAGGCGCUGCUUGAUGUUGGCUGCAAGACAGUGGCCAACAUGAUCAAGGGGAAGUCACCAGAGGAGAUUCGGAAGACGUUCAACAUCACGAACGACUUCACACCGGAAGAAGAGGAGCAGAUCCGCCGGGAGAACGAGUGGGCCGAGGAUCGUUAG